AUGGCCACCGCCCAACCAGAUCACGAUCAGCAGUCUGAUCGGUUGUUCCUCAACCUUCCCUCCAACAACCCUUUCCGCAACCGCGCUGCGUCGCCCGCUCAGCAAAGUCCAACUUCGCCCUUUGACGACCCUCCCCCGCGCCCUACUUCGCGCAACCCUUUUCUGGAUCCCACCAUUGCCAACAGGGCCAGCAACCCAAAUAUCCGAUCUGUUUCCGACAACAUGUCGUCAUACGAUAAGCGCCCGUCGCUCACGGCCGAAGAAAUAUUCGGUUCGUUGACGCUAGAGGAGUCCAACUCUGCAGCUGCGAGAGCUGAGGCCCCGAAGCCUCCCAUGGGCCGCCGCGGUCCUCCGCCACCGGGACGUGAGAAUGUGCCGAGUGCUAGCCGCAAUGGCCCAGGGCCCAACCACCGUCCCACUCGAUCCCAGGAAGAGGCUAUGCGUGCCGGCCGGAAGCAGUCCAACGCCGAACUGUUGAUUCCUAUCGACACACCCCGCUCCCCUCCGAGACAGCGCCAGGACCAGCGAAGGCCCCGUAGAAAUUCCGACUCUUCCAUUGUCGGUGCCGAUAAGAUCAUGACCGAGGAAGAGAAGAAGGCCCGGGAUCAGAGACGUCGUGAGCGUGAACGUCGGCAACGCGAGGGUGGUGGCAAGGAUAGGAAGCCCGCCAGCCGCAAGCUCGACAUUAUCGAUCAAUUAGAUGCCACCAGCAUCUAUGGAACAGGAAUUUUCCAUCACGACGGACCUUUCGAUGCCCUCAACCCCCACCGCAACCGCACUGGCAGCCGGCGUGCACCUAUGCAAGCCUUCCCUGAAGGCUCGCUCAACAACACCCUCGGUGGUUCUGGUCCUCUGAACGCUCGCCCCGACCACUCGACAUUCUUGGGUGGACACGACGAUGAAGCUUUCAGGGAGUGGUCCAAGGGCUCCAAGGAUAGAAACGGCGCUCCUCCCACGACCAGCAAGGGCGAGUUGCCCAUGUUUGACCCCCUCAGCCGCGGCAACGUCCUCCACGGCGAUGAAUCCCUCGGGCUCGGCACGUCGACCUUUUUGGAGGGCGCCCCGGCCGCCCGCACAGCGAUCCAGAAACGCGAGGAGGAGCGAGCUCAAGAGGUUAUGCAGGAAGGGCUGCAGCGCAAGAAGUCCCUCGCCCAUCGUAUCCGCAACAUCAACCGCCAGCCCCGCGAUUUCCAGGCUUCUGGCAGAACCACCAACCCCGAAGGAGUCUACGGGUCUCGCCGAUCCCCCUCCGAGAGCGGACCCGCCUCUGCUGGCGCCAACGGGGAGCGCAACCCAUUCUUCAACGAAUAUGGCCAACCGAGGGGUGAAGAGGGAUUCAGCGUGCGCAAGGAGUCCAACGCCGGGCCCAAGUCUCCCGGCAGCCCCAAGGGUGGUUACGGCCUCGAGCGGAGAUCGACGACGGACGGCACAGGCGGCGAAGAUGGCCCACAACCUAAGAGUGGUGGAAUCUUGGGCCGCAUGAAGAGUCUGAAGGGCGGACGGCGCCAGCGUCCUGGCCAGGGCAGCUCUGAUAUGGGCAUGCCUCCUGCUCCUGGAACCGCGGUUUAG
Molecule: messenger RNA, 1569 nt
Organism: Podospora pseudocomata
Lineage: Eukaryota; Fungi; Ascomycota; Sordariomycetes; Sordariales; Podosporaceae
Exons: 4
Coding region: 1-1569 (522 amino acids)
Cellular component (GO): cytoplasm
Source: RefSeq, a predicted model, not a curated record